GGGCCGAAGAAAAUGGGUGACAUUUUAUGUGGAAAUUUUCCUACUCCCAGAUGCCUAUGCUGCCAUUAUGAAGAGAAAGAUUCAUCACAGCAAGACAACAUGCAACCUUUACUGAAACCAAGAAGAAGUCUCCCGUUUGGGAAUGUCUCAUCCUACUUGCAUCUUGAGACACUGAGUGAAGGUCCUCACUCUGUGGUAUGCAAAGGAAUCAGCAGAAUAUACAAUCAGCUGGUAGCUUUGAAAGUCAUCAGCCUAAACUCUGAGGAGGGAAUCCCUUUUACAGCCAUAAGAGAAGUUUCCCUCCUCAAGACCCUGAAGCAUGCCAAUAUUGUGCUCCUUCAUGACAUCUUCCAGACCAAAGAGAGCCUGACUUUAGUCUUGGAGUACAUGCACACGGACUUGGCACAGUACUUAUCUCAGCACCCUGGGGGCCUUCAUCCUCAUAAUGUUAUGCUUUUCAUGUUCCAGCUUCUGAGAGGGUUGGCUCACAUCCAUAAGUGCCAUAUCCUUCAUCGAGAUCUGAAACCUCAGAAUUUGCUCCUGAAUUGCUAUGGAGAGCUUAAAUUAGCUGAUUUUGGUCUUGCUCGUGCUAAAUCUGUCCCCAACCAAACAUACUCUGCUGAGGUGGUGACUCUUGGCUAUCGUCCUCCUGAUGUUCUGCUUGGAGCCACUGAUUAUUCAUCAGAUGUGGAUAUUUGGAGUGCAGGCUGCAUAUUUGUGGAGAUGCUUCAUGGUCAACCACUGUUUCCAGAUGUUAGCAAUAUCUUUGACCAGCUAGAGAAAAUCUGGAUAGUAUUGGGGAUCCCAACUGAAGAAACAUGGCCAGGAGUUUCCAAACUUUGCCACUAUAAGCCAGACAGAUUCCUUGGCAGUAGGCCUCAGGGGCUCCAGAUUAUCUGUGACAGGCUGAUCAAGGAGCCUGAGGCUGAAGAUUUGGCAGGAAGAAUGCUAAAAGUAUAUCCACAAAAUAGGAUUUCUGCACAACAGGCACUUUUUCAUCAGUUCUUCAAUCCACUGCCCUCUCAAGUGAGCCAGCUUUCUAAUGCACAGUCCAUCUUCUCAGUACCCGGAGUGAUGCUCAAACAAGAAAUGUGUGACCUCUUUUUUUCAUCUCAGAAGGGCCAUCAGGAAUAUAGUUCAAGCAACUUUUGGUGAAAGAAAUG
Protobothrops mucrosquamatus (brown spotted pit viper) is the source of this 1163-nucleotide messenger RNA. Its product is annotated as cyclin-dependent kinase 15. Lineage: Eukaryota; Metazoa; Chordata; Lepidosauria; Squamata; Viperidae. Gene Ontology annotation, cellular component: cytoplasm; nucleus; cytosol. Bases 13 to 1155 code for a protein of 380 amino acids. Gene Ontology annotation, biological process: protein phosphorylation. Gene Ontology annotation, molecular function: cyclin binding; ATP binding; cyclin-dependent protein serine/threonine kinase activity. The record is from RefSeq and is a predicted model, not a curated record. The transcript is spliced from 12 exons.